AAAAUUUUAAGGCGCUAGCACCGCAGAGAGACGCCAAAUAUAGUGCGCGAGGCAGCAAAUAUAUAGCAUCACUGCGAGGUGUGCAAAGGGGUGCAAAAAAGGCCGCUCGCGCGGACAGCAGACAGCCAUUUUUGCAUUGCUUUGCUUAGAGCCAGGCCGCCUAGCCACCAAGCCGCCGCGGGGCCUGCUUGACCGCACUGCUUGAUCGCGCAAAACAUAUUUUUGCUUUAUCAUUGCACAAGCACGAGUGCGCGGUCUCAUCUAGUCAUGAAACGCAAAGCGGGCAGAGUUGAUCGCAACGAUGUGAAAGCGAGGGCCGCAGCGAUGCGCCAAAAGAAAGCUGCCGCGGAGGCUGCCAAGCAAAAGGCCGCGGCGGCGGAGGAGGCCAAGCGGCAGCGGUCCAUGAUGCCGCCGCCGCCGCCGAUGGCGCCGAAACCGAAGCAGACGCGCACCGUGACGCUGCCGGCGGAGCCGGCGUCGCCCGCUCCUCCCGCAAAGCCGCCCGCGGGCCUGCCGCCGGGCUUCUUCGACAGCGCCGCGACAUCCUCCGAAGCGCCGAAGUCGCUCGUGGCCUACGGCAGCGACGACAGCGACAGCGACGACGCCGAGGAGGCGCCGGCCGCCGCGGCGGCGCCCGCGCCCGCGCCCGCGCCGGCCAAGGGCGAGCUGCCGGCCGGAUUCUUCGACGACAAAAACGCCGACCUGAAGGCGCGGGGCGUGGACCCCGAAAAGGCCAAGGCCGAGAGCGAGGCCAAGGCCUGGGCCGAGUUCUCCGAGUUCGCGGGCGGCGUGGCCCGCGACGAGGCCCAGGACGAGGCAACCGAAGCCCAGGAGAAUGACGAUGAAUCCAGGCGGCGCGCGCUGGACCAGGCCUGGUACGAGCGGCGGCUCGCGCCGCUGAUGGCGCGCGCCGACGGCGCCAAAGCCCCGGUUGUGAACGAUGCCGUGGCGCGCGUCGGCGACGCGGACGACGGCGGCGUGGACAUCGCGGCGGCGCUGGCGGCGCGGGAGCGGAAGGACAAAGAAAAGGCGGCGGCCGCCGCCGCCAUGCUGCCGAUCGACGACGACCUCUCGGACGACGACCUCAACGAGGCGCUCUGGAACCAGCCCCGCUACACGGUGCCUGGGUUCCAGAAGGGCCAGUAGUUUAACUUGGUUUUAUUGUUACUUCGCGUCCGUCGGAGGGAUGUCUAUGGUCCUCAAUGUCACGGGCCGCAUUGGUAUCAGCAGUAGGCUCAUGUUUUAGGCCCAGGCAGAGAGUUGCAGACGCAUGCUAGUGUCUUACAGACGUUAGCUCGGGGAGUUUCGGAUGUUAAAAAAAAGCACCUAGAUCUCACCAAGAACGUAAGCUCCCGCGCCUAUACUUCGCGACGCAGUGCCGCCUGUGUGCGGUACGCGAUUUCCGCGCAAACCGCGGGCGAAACGGCCGCGGAUGUCCUAAUCUUGCAGUUACAAAGCCGGCGCUCUUCACAGCCAUACGCCGCGGGAGCGGAUCGCGCGACGCCAUCGACGAUACGGGCGGCCGGCGCCCAACGCCCCACGUCUCUGCAGGCAAGAAACUCCACCAAUGCCCACCCACUACGACGAUUCCUCGGACUCGGACGGCGACGAGCCGGCGCCGACGCGCGCGUGCGGAGCCGGCGUCCGCGGCGCCGCCGCUCAAAUCACACGCGCGUGAACGCAGGUACAAGCCGCGCCGCCGCAAGGUCAUCCCCUUCCUCGAGAAGCUCGUGCAGCUCCUCCAGGAGGAGCCCGACGUGAUCCGGCGCGCCGCCCGCGCGCGAAACCAAUUUUCACGCCAUCGACGCGAAACGUGAACGCGAUCGCAUACAGGUGGACGCGCGAGGGCAACCUCGUCAUCCCCGACCCCGUCAAGCUCGAGCGCAAGCUCCCGCUCUACUUCCGGCACCAGCACUACUCGUCGUUCCAGCGCCAGCUGAACAACUUCGGCUUCAACAAGCAGCACAAGUCCGCGAGCCCGCUGAACUCGGUCUACGUGCGCAUCAAGGGCGAGCAGCUCGCCGACGUCGACGUCGUCGAGCUCCUCCACCUCCGGCCCGUCCUCGAGCGGUCGACGCUCCGCCGCGCCAAGCGCGCGCGCCGCGCCGCGCCGGCGCCCAAGGCGGCGACGCCGGCGAAGCGGCGCCGCGCGGCGCCCGUGACGCCGCCCGGCCGCGGCCCGGCGGCGCGGCCCGCCUUCCCAGACCGGGCGCCGGGCGCCUCGCCCGUGACGCCGCCGCGGCGCCGGCCCGUGCCCGUCGACCUGGGCCGGGCCGCGCCGGCGGCCUACGGGCGCCUGCCGCACGGCUUCACCUUCCGCGGCGCCGAGCCGACGACGCCGACGACGGUCAAGUCGCCGCUGAGCGGCGGCCUCGACGGCGUCGGCGACAAGCCCUCGCUGGCCGUCAUCUUCUCGCGCAAGAACGACCCCAUCGGCGCGCCGCACUUCGAGCCCUGCCUCGAGCCGCCGCCGCCGGGCGCGGGCCCGCGGACGUCGCGGCCCGCGUCGCCCGUCGACGACGACCUGCUCCUGUCGCCGCCGCCGCCGCUCUUCGCCGAGGACUGGGGCGCGCGCUGCUCGUCGCCGGAGCUCUGGGCGCACGUCGGCGACCUCGUCGAGGAGCCCGACGUCACGUACGCGGGCGGCUUCCCCGAGGACUACUCCGACGUCUUCGGCGCGCCGGCGGCGGCGCUCCCGGCCUUCUGA
Messenger RNA from Pelagomonas calceolata, 2707 nucleotides. The record is from the annotation of a GenBank genome assembly. Lineage: Eukaryota; Pelagophyceae; Pelagomonadales; Pelagomonadaceae.